UCUCUCCUCCUGGUCCUCCCCCUUGUUAAGUUUCAUAACCCGUCAACCCCAUUUCUCACGCAUUCUUAUCUACAGUCAACAACAUUCCAAAAAAAGAAACGAAAAAGCAAUCAAAACCACCAAACCCACCUUUUUAAAAUCCCUAAACCACCAUUUCGAAAUAACCAAUCAACAUUACCCUUUUUCCUCCAAUCCCUCCAUCUCCAAAAGAAAACCCAUUUUUCAAACUCUUUUAAUUUCUCCUUUUCUGGAUUUUUUCCGGGUUAUUAUCGCAUCAACCAAACGGGGUCUUGUUUCACGUUUACCCAUUUUGCAAAUGAAGGGUGUCCGCUAACGUGAGCCGGGGUGGCCGAAGGUAUCGGAAUACCGAGAGGGGGUGGUGGUAUCGUGGGCGUACACGUGGAGGGAGGUUUGAGGAUGGUGGUAGUGGCGCGUGGGAGGCGGAGGUGGGGCACUUGGGAGGAGCUGAUCCUGGGCGGCGCCGUCCUCCGCCACGGGACCCAGUCGUGGGGCGCCGUUGCUUCGGAGCUCCGAGCCCGGACUCUCUUUCCCUACAGUUUCACACCCGAGGCAUGCAAAGCCAAGUACGAGGACUUGAAACAACGUUAUUCUGGCUGCAAAGCUUGGUUUGAAGAGCUACGAAAGAAAAGAGUAGCAGAAUUGAGGCAGGAAUUGGAGAAAUCCGAUGACUCAAUUGGGUCUCUCGAGUGCAAACUUGAAAGUCUCAAGGCUGAGAAAGAAAACUGCUGCCAUUUAGGAUAUGGCUCCAGCCGGACUGCAUCUCCUGUACCCAUAUUGACAUCAGAGAGAGUUGAAUCUUCUGGUAAAGAAACAUCCAAGGACGGACUAUCUGCUGGAAGUUUCUGCCAGAUUCCAGAAUCAGUUGCAGAGAUGAGUAGACAUCCAGAUUCUGAUUCUUCAGAGCAGGAGAAAAUUUCAGCAAUUAAGAAAUCAGUUGAUGAAAUUUCUGAGUCUUCAAAGCAGGAGAAACUUCCGGGCAAUGAGAAUUUCGCAGAGACUAGCAAUGAACAAGGAGUCACUCUUCUGCAGAAGAGAAGGGGGAAGAGAAAGAGGAAGGACUAUUAUAACAGGGAGCCCAGAGAGCUGAGCGUUGGAGAAAGUGAGAAUUUGGGUUCAACCAAUGUGGAAAAUUCAACCAGUGAGUGUGGUCCAAUGGUCAGAUCAUCCAGUAUGAACGAUUACGAAAUAGGAUCGUGUGGGGUUGGAAAUGGGGAUUUGAGGGAUAUUUUUACCUCAGUUGCGGAGAACAAGUAUGCCUUGGUCUUUCGACGUCGGCUUGAUAGUCAGAAGAGAGCAAGAUACAAGAAAACCGUCCGGUGGCACAUGGAUUUUGAUACCAUAAGAGCAAGGAUUUCCAGCUGCUCCAUCACAUCAGUUAAGGAACUCUUCCGUGAUCUGCUCUUGCUCGCCAACAAUGCCCUAGUCUUUUACUCCAAAAGAACACGCGAAUACAAGACUGCGCUUUUGCUCAGAGACAUUGUGACCAAAGCAUAUCGACAGCAUUGCAUGGAAUCCAGCACCAGGUCUGCCUCCCCCCUUUUCCCUCUCUCUCCAAUGUGUAAUCCCCCUGUAAAGCCUCGUAGUGUUCGCCUUUGUAACCGAAAAUUGCCGGCUAAACUGCCAAAUGCUGAAAGUGUCUUUGAUGGGAUUCCUCAAGCACAGGAAAACCCUAGGAAUGUUGAGAAUAUGUCGUUUGGAACUCGGGAAAGACAUGGAAAUCCAAGUAAUGCUGAAAAUUCAGAAGUUCGUAGAAUGCAAAGUAAUUCUGAACCUGGACCCUCCCCAGAAUCGAUGUUUGGCAAGAAAAGCUGCAUUCGGGCGAGAAAGGUGGGAUGUGGAUCAUCUAGAGGAAGACCUAAAGGUCCAAUCGAGGAUAGGAAAAGGGCUCGACGAAGAUGAGAAAUGUUGUAGUUUAGUUUGCCUUUAGUUUUGUUACUCAGGAUUUAGCAUUAGGUUUUGUGCAUCCGUGAAUUGGGUUUCUUGUGCUAAAUGUUGUAAGUGUAGAUUGCUAAAUAGUUUUAAAAAGAAAUGAGGGAAAGAAACAGAGUUGUGAAGAUGUUGAAUUAUGACAAUGCAAGUGUUUUUGUAACGACAUCCGUGAACGACUAUGCAACUGAAAGGAGAUUGUUGUCAGACUCAUGAGGUUAAGCGCGAAAUAUGCAAACAUUGUUCCUAUGUUGUUGCUGC
This is a messenger RNA of Rhododendron vialii, 2208 nucleotides long. RefSeq lists its product as uncharacterized. The record is from RefSeq and is a predicted model, not a curated record. The coding region runs from base 418 to 1920 and encodes 500 amino acids. Lineage: Eukaryota; Viridiplantae; Streptophyta; Magnoliopsida; Ericales; Ericaceae. The transcript is spliced from 5 exons. Gene Ontology annotation, molecular function: protein binding.